AUGCAAGAAUCAUGGUUUCCAUCUAUUUUUAAUACGGUACACAGUAAUGGAAAAGGUGCAGCAAUUUAUCAGAGUAAUGGUGAAAUUUCAAUAAAUAGUGGAGGAAGUGGAACAGAUAGUUCAUCACAACAUACCAAAAAGAAAGUUAAAAGAAAAGCUGAACCACCUGUUUUAGGAAUACGUUAUACAAUAUCAUGCGUACGACACGGUGAAAUAGAUGAUGAUAAUAUGUUAACAUUAUGUGGUACCUGUUGGACAUGGCGUAAAUUACCACCUGAUUAUUUUCCACCUUUAAUUAAUGAACUUGUUUGCUCAAAAGAAAAUCAAGGUCAUUGUCUAUCUGGUUGGGGUAAAUGUCAACAAAAAUAUCGUAAUUUUGAUGUGCUACGAAAUGUUAAUGGAAAUUGGCAACCAACAACGAUCUCAACAGCAACAUGCUGUGAUUGUCGAAUUCGAGCAGGCACUGAAAUACAUCCACUUGUUAUUGGCAAAAGGCAAAAUUAA
This is a messenger RNA of Brugia pahangi, 504 nucleotides long. NCBI's taxonomy places the organism in Eukaryota, Metazoa, Nematoda, Chromadorea, Rhabditida, Onchocercidae. The record is from the annotation of a GenBank genome assembly.